Molecule: messenger RNA, 795 nt
Organism: Panicum hallii
Lineage: Eukaryota; Viridiplantae; Streptophyta; Magnoliopsida; Poales; Poaceae
Exons: 2
Coding region: 131-364 (77 amino acids)
Source: RefSeq, a predicted model, not a curated record
UGCCGGCCGCCCACAUAUACGCAGCGCCACUGCACUGGCCAGUGACCGCACCACGGCACCUGCCUCUCGCUAUUCAUUCUCGGCGGCGGCGGCCGUUCGCUCUUCACGGCUUGGCUCUCUGCUUAUAGGUAUGAGAUGUAGGAGGCGGCCAAGGCUCGGCAUGGGGUGGCUCCGGUCCGUGUUCUCCCCGCUGCGGAGGCUCUGGUACCGUGCCAACGCGGUGCAGCGCAAGAGGAGAGGCAUCUACAUCCUGUACGACGACGUCAAGUCGUGCCAAUGCGAGGAUGUGCACGUGCUCUGGUCGAUCCUCGUGGAGUCCCACGGCCUGCCGCCGCCGAACCCGAUGCUGAGCCUGAAGCGGUGACGAGGGGGCGGCGGGUGCUCCGGCUCCGGCUCCGGCACGGCGCCCCCUGAAUAAGCGAAGGUCGAUCGACAUGGCCAUGGGAGGUGAAGUAUAUGAUAGUGCACUAGUGCUUCCGAAUUCUGAUGUACAUAGGAUCAGUGGAUCAUAGCAGUGUGUUGCCGCCGGCGCGGUGUUCUACUGCCGGCCCGGAUCGGCGCCUCUUUUGGAGGCCGCUGAGACGAGGGGUUGGCCUGCGGUGGAGCGUAGCCGCUGCGCCGGUGGCUUGAUGAGUGUGGUGAUGGGCUUCUUGGAGCGCACCCCUCGUUCGUUUGACUCCUCGUUUUCUGCGAGACCUGCAUUUGGAUGCAGUAGUUCCGUUCAUCUAUCUUGGACUGAAUGUAACAGGAAGAAAACUGAACCAUCAACUAUCGUCUGAAUCUGGUGUCAGCAUU